ACUUUCAUGACCAACUUGGAUCCGUAUCAUCUCAAUCACCCUGAAAUAAGUUCAAUAUUAGAGAAAAAUAAAGUUAGAGAAGUUUUUAUAAAGAUGCCGAGGCUGUUAAAUUGCAGUAGUUAAUAUACAGAAUCAUUCUCUUGAUGUUAAGUUACGAAUGAGUGAAAAUCAGUUUCAAAGCAUUAUUUUUCAUCCGACAGCUGAAAACAGUCAUAUCCGGCAGUUUCUUGACAUUUAAAAUUCUCAUAAUUUGUGGUGAUUCAGAAACUCCGAACAGGCAGUGUUUAAAUCAAGACUGAAUUCAUAUGUUUUGUAAACGUAAAUAUAACUAAAGAAUAUGGUCAUUGCGGAGAAACAUCUCUAUUGAUAGUCAUAUUGAAUGAGUUACAAGCUUUUAUUUGGCUGCAUGAGUCUACUCAGGGAGCAUUAAGCAAUUUCAUAUAACUUGACUACGAUGUCUCACAUAUCGUUCUUGAUCAUUGUCCUGAUCCACGUAGUUUGAUUACAAACUCUACGGUAUGGUAUAAAGUCGAUUACCUCAUUUGAUCUUGAACGUCGUGUUGUUGUGUACACGUUUGUUUCAUGCUCGUCUUUGUGUAUGAACCGGUGUGUUGCUUUUCUAUUUCGUUUUUCUGGCAUCAUUGCUCGUGGCAAAUUAGUUUUAAAGAACACUUUAAUGUUAUAUUUUGUCCGUAUACGUUGAAACCCAGGACAACUUUCUCGGGAUGUGUUGUGGCCGACUGUUUAUUGCCAGUGGAUAAUGAUUUCCAGAAUUAUAUGAAAUUUGUAUUAUUAACUGGCUUUCCCUACGAACUAAUAAUCGUUGACGACAACAGUCCAGAUGGGACAGGUGAAGUUGCUAAAAAGUUACAAUCUAUUUUUGGAGGAAAUAAAAUAAUUCUUAAACCAAGAAGUGGAAAAUUAGGACUAGGUUCAGCUUACUUGCAUGGUUUAAAGUUUGCAAAAGGUGAUUUUGUUAUCAUUAUGGACGCGGAUUUAUCACACCACCCAAAAUUUAUUCCUGAGUUCAUUAAAUUACAAAAGCAACAUGAUUACGAUAUUGUUACUGGGACACGAUAUGCAUCUAACGGAGGUGUAAGUGGCUGGGAUUUGAAGCGUAAACUUAUCAGCCGUACGGCAAACUACAUAGCUCAAGUAUUACUACGACCGAAAGCAUCCGAUUUAACUGGAAGUUUUAGACUAUACAAAAAAGCAGUUUUACAAGAUUUAGUUUCGCGUUGUACUUCACGUGGUUAUGUUUUUCAAAUGGAAAUGAUAGUAUUAGCCUCUUCACUUGGUUACAAAAUUGGUGAGGUUGGAAUUACAUUUGUAGAUCGAUUUUAUGGAGAGUCAAAACUUGGUGGAACAGAAAUUAUUCAGUAUAUAAUGGGAUUAUUACAUCUUUUCUGUACUUGUUAAUUUUCCUUUUUUUGAAAAAAAAAGUAAUUAUAAUUCUACUGUAUGUACUCGGUUUAGAUAAUAAGAAUUUUUCCGAUGCCUCAUUGCAAAUCUAUGCUUAAUACUUUACUGAAAAUUCAUAUUCAUUCACAAUGAAUAUUACAGAAUAAUGGCGUAGUUAUCUUAAAAUGCAAUUUUCAAGUUACAUCAAUAUAAUAUUUCC
Messenger RNA from Schistosoma guineensis, 1621 nucleotides. Lineage: Eukaryota; Metazoa; Platyhelminthes; Trematoda; Strigeidida; Schistosomatidae. The record is from the annotation of a GenBank genome assembly.